Molecule: messenger RNA, 593 nt
Organism: Drosophila arizonae
Lineage: Eukaryota; Metazoa; Arthropoda; Insecta; Diptera; Drosophilidae
Source: RefSeq, a predicted model, not a curated record
ACUAAACGUAUACUAAAAAUGAACAGGAAGCUGAUCUUAACUGUAUUAGUAAUUGGCAUAUUUGCUGAAAUGCACACUUAUGCGAACGGAGAGAAAGCAAAUGACACAGAAGUGAUUGCAAAAAUUGAUCAGGCUAUCAAAAAUCCACUCGGCCACUUCCAAAAUAAUAAAGAAUAUGAGGAUUUUGUCGAGCAAUUAGAAUUAAUUAAGAUUUUACCAGCAGAAAACGCCGACCAAAAGGAAAAAUUCUAUAAGAAUUUUCAAAAAUAUAAUAAUCGACGAUUGGAGCUAGAGCGUAACAUUGAAUGCCGUGCAAAGGAGCUCGAGAAAGAAAUACACACAUCUGCAAUAAGUGUUGAUUGCAUAAGAUUCUACUACAAUCAGAAAAUCAAAAUCGAAGCGGCAUUAACAGAUACCAACGCUCAGAAGGAAAGAAGCUUGCUUGAAAAUAGCGAGCCCUGCCCAGCCUCUGUAGUAGAUGUUGAUGAGAGCGACUCCUACUACGAUUCCUACUACGACGACUACGAUUACUAAUUCUGAUGACAUUAUCUGAAGAUUACAAUCUGAUAACGCAAUGAUUGGGCAUAUAUACA